UGCCCGGCACAGCGGCGUCGCGAGUCGCGGCGUCAUCCGCAUGCGGAGAGCCAUGGCUUCGAACCUCUGCCCGCCGUCCCCGCUGCUCGUGCGGGUGUCGCAUCCCGGCACCCGCCUACCAUGGAAGCUGGAAAAGUACUUCCAGAGCCGAGAGUCGGGCGGCGGGGAGUGCAUCGUGCAGGCCCGGGACCGCAACGACCCCAACUCGGACACCUUCCGGGUGCAGUUCGUGCAUAGGGCGAGUAAGGAGGGAGUGUUGAAGAAAGGAAAGCACCAAAUUGUGGUUGACAACAAACCUGUGACUAUAUUCCUGGAACCCAAUGACAAUGCAGCAGAGAACACCAGGCUGUCUUCUUUGACACAGUCACAAAAAGGGGCCAGCCCUGGUGAGAAGCAUUCAAAUGAAAAGGACAUUUCUAGCGCUGUGGAUUCCUGUGUCCAGAAGAUCUUUCUAACUGUCACAGCUGAACUGAACUGUCACCUGUUCUCUAAAGAGCAGAGGGAACACAUCGCCAUUCUCUGCCCCAGUGUCGAGCGAGUGAAGGGCCAUGAAGGAAUUGAGAAAGUGCGUGGUGACUUCAGAGAUAUUGAAAAAAUACAUGGCUUCUUGAGUGAACAACUCCUGGAAAAGGAGCAGAAACGAGAAUCUUCCCCUUUGACAACAGAGAGGGAGCCACUCCAUCAGCAGGACGGGAACAGCUGUGUUUCUCCCUCUGAACCAAAAACCAGGUCGGAAGAAAAAAGCAACCGUUUUGAAGUUCCCUUGGCUUUCUUUGAAUACUUCACAUACACCUGCCCUGAUAAAAUAUACUCAAUAGAGAAAAUGUUUGGUAUAAAAAUUAAAACUCAGAAGAGUUCUCCGAAUAUGGUCUGUUUAGACAUCACCUCAAGUCAAUCAGGUAACCUCGAAGCAGCUUGCGAGUCUUUUGUCAGAGAAUUUCAGAAGCGUGUGAAGACUCUGAAGCAGGAAUGUGUUACCCUGGCAGACAGUAAGCAGGCACACAAAAUCAGACAGGAAUUAAGUCACCAGUUUACAAGGCUCCUUAUAAAGGAGAAAGGAGGAGAAUUAACUCUCCUUGGGACCACAUAUGACAUUGCAGCUGCCAAACGUUUUCUUGCCUCAGAAAUCUCUGAAAGUCUUGUCGAGGCACCUGUGAAAAUAUCGACUCCCAAGCACAUGAUGAAUGGAAUUGAGGUUGACACUGCUCACUAUAAGCUUUUAGAAGCAGAGUUACUCCAGGAGAUAUCACAGAUAGAAAAGAAGUACGACACUCAAAGUAGGGUUUUGGGAACAAGUCAGAAAACCUACAUUCUAUUUGAACCUAAAACCAAGGAGUUAGAUCUAUCUGUGCAUGCUUAUUCAAGUUUCAUUGAUGCCUAUCAACAUGUCUCAGGUCAGAUUAUGAGAGAAGUUCUUUUGCUGAAACUUUUGGACAAGGAGAGAAAGCACUUACAUGGGACCAAGUUCUCUGAUGACUUUCGAAAAAGGCAUCCAGGUGUAGACUUUGUGCUAAAUCAAGAGUCAGUGACUUUGAUUGGGUUGCCAAAUCACCUUACAAAGGCAAAACAGUAUGUCUUAAACAGAGGGGGAACGUCUCCAUUAGCUAGAGAGAAAUGGAAUGAAACACCCACGGACACGGAUAGUAAUGAUUCAAAAACAGCUUCACCAACAUCGCAGCGCUCUGCCAGUUCUGAGGUGUCAGAAGUGGACAAGGAAAAGGACAUAUGUACCAUCUGUUUGAACACCAUUAGUAACAGACAAGUGCUCCCAAAGUGCAAGCAUGAUUUCUGCAGCCCUUGUAUCAAGAAAGCCUUGUCAUAUAAGCCAGUCUGUCCUUUGUGCCAGACUUCCUACGGUGUCCAGAAAGGGAAUCAGCCAGACGGAAACAUGAAUGUCAUUUUCAAAAGAGACUCACUUCCAGGUUAUGAAUCCCAUGGCACCAUUGUGAUUACUUACAGUAUCGAAGGAGGCGUACAAACAAAAGAGCACCCAAACCCAGGAAAGAGAUUUUCUGGAAUAUAUCGAACUGCAUACUUGCCUGAUAACGAGGAAGGAAGAGAGGUUUUGCGGCUGCUUCGUAGGGCCUUUGACCAAAAACUGAUUUUCACAGUGGGAGACUCUCGAGUAUUAGGAGUCUCAGAUGUCAUUACGUGGAAUGAUAUCCACCACAAAACGUCCAGGUGUGGGGGACCAGAAAGGUAUGGCUACCCUGAUCCUGGCUAUCUGAAACGCGUCAAACAGGAGCUGAAGGAUAAAGGAAUUGAGUAAGAAGAGUAUUGGAAGGAUAAGUUGAGCCAAGCUUGCAAAAGGCACAGUUGAAGAAGCAGAGUAAAUUCUAAUCUAAAUCCUUAUGUAAAAACACCUUUAAAACUGUUUCAUCUCAAGAAGUGGUUUGUGGGGAAUUCCCUGGCGGUACAGGGGUUAGGACUCCGAGCGCUUCCACUGCAGGGGGCACAGGUUCGAUCCUGCGGUUGGGGAACUAAAAUCCUGGCUGCACAGCCAGAAAAAAAAAAAAAAGAAGUGCUUUGUGUAAGAGUAAGAAUCUGCUGGUCUGUCAUUUCUGGAGUGUUACAUUUCCUGGAAGAUCUGUGUAAUCUUGCUGCAGAGGUAGUGUGCCUCAUUCUCGUGUCAUCUUUGUGGAGGCUAGAGGGGUGGAGUUCUGUGGAUCUGAAAUCAUCUUCUGUGUUGUUCAGCUGAAGUACCAGCUGUCAGUGGAUCCUCCUUUUAUUGCCAUCUCUCGGGUAGUCCCUCAGUUUUGUCUGUUUGCUCUUUGAUCCCUACCCUAAAAGUAAAACCUUAAUGUGAAGGGUGGUCGGGUGGGAGGAAGGCUUUGGUUAUGGAAAAUUAGAGACCUCCGUUAACCUCCCUGCACCAUGGCCAGAGGAGUGGCCAGGACAGAGACUGAGCAACCUUGGUAAUAAAGGGAAUAAGGCUAUUAUUUUUGACAACACAGAGCCUGGUGAACAGUUGGUGCUUAAUAAAUGUUUGCUGCCUGACUCAAGUUGCUGGUAACCCCGCAGAGAAACAUGUUCCCUAAAUCUUUGGCAGAGGCAGGAGUAAGGAAGACAGCUCUGGAGUCCUCACCACUUAUUUGGGAAACGGAGUUUCUUACUCCAGAACUCAUGACCUCUGAACUCUGACCGGCCUCUAACUUUGUCCUUGCUCCCUGCUGAUUCCUAUAACCUGCCAUAUGGUGUGCACUUCCCCUGCCCUAGUAAUGCUACCCAUCUCUGAACAUUUUUCCCUCUGGAUAUAACCGUACUUUUUCUUUUUUUUUUUUGCGGUACGCGGGCCUCUCACUGUUGUGGCCUCUCCCGUUGCGGAGCACAGGCUCCGGACGCGCAGGCUCAGCGGCCAUGGCUCACGGGGGCCCAGCCGCUCCGCGGCAUGUGGGAUCUUCCCGGACCGGGGCACAAACCCGUGUCCCCUGCAUCGGCAGGCGGACUCUCAACCACUGCGCCACCAGGGAAGCCCUAUUGUACUUUUAUGUAUACCCCGCUUGCAGUUUUAACAGAUAAAUCACAGGAAUCUCCAUAGACUCUCAUGAGAAAAAUGAGAAAAAACCCUUUUCAUCCCUUUUGCUAAGUCCUACCACGUCAGUGCUUUCUCCCUGAAAAUAUGUCUCCCUAAAAUUGUCUGGACAGAGAAAAGGCUAGAGUCGUGCCUACCAUAAGGAAUACGGACAUGUCAAAAUUUACUUUUAAAUGGUUCCUCAAGUCAGAAGAAAGUUUUAAUAGCAAACUAUAUCUCGUUAUCCAUGUCCCAGCCUCUCUCCAAAAAUGAUGAAAGAGAUGUCAUUUUCUUUUCCUAAAGAUACGUGUACACACAGUUUUUUUGGUCAGACAGUAAUAGUUAAUAUUGUAUACUUAUUUUGUCCCCUUUAUGAGAGCUUUAUAUCUGUGUGAUUGAUACUAUUGGCAUCCCCGUUUCAUAACUGAGAAAACAUACACAGAGAGGAUAAGUACCUUGACAAAGAUCACAUAAUUAAUAAGAAGUUCUGGGAUUCGAAGGAGUUAGUCUGGCUCCAAGGCUUCUGUGCCCUAGAGCUGUACUGUCUCCUACAGGGGUCUUUUCCUCCAUGGAGGAGGCUGAGGACUCCUCAUUAUUCUGAGCUUCUCUCAGAAAUGGAUUCCUGCACAGUGCUCAAAGCAGAUUUCCUCUGAGGAAUUCCUGUUUGAAGAACUUAAAAACCCAGAAUCUUUUUCUUUGUCCAGAGAGUUGAGGAAGUUUAAGGUAAAUGAUAUGUCUUUUUAAAAAAAAUCAGAUUAGACAUUUAGUUUUUGGUGAUUCAUUAAAGUCUUAGCGUUAUGAUUGUUUUGUAUCUAUGGAUAUUUUAGCUAAAUUUGCUUCAAAAAAGCAAAAGUUUGGUCCCUGCUAAGGUCUGGAUCCUUGAUUGCAACGUGUACACAAGUUUCCUAGUGUGGUUGGUGAGCCUUUGGAUUACUGCUCUUGCUCUGUGGAAGGUAUUAUCAUUGAUAUCUGCUAUAAAUAAAGUUAUAUCCAUUUUAGGAACA
Molecule: messenger RNA, 4515 nt
Organism: Lagenorhynchus albirostris (white-beaked dolphin)
Lineage: Eukaryota; Metazoa; Chordata; Mammalia; Artiodactyla; Delphinidae
Gene: DTX3L
Product: deltex E3 ubiquitin ligase 3L
Exons: 5
Coding region: 41-2269 (742 amino acids)
Biological process (GO): Notch signaling pathway; protein ubiquitination
Source: RefSeq, a predicted model, not a curated record